AUGAAUCAGAAGAGGAGUCCACUUAUGCUGGCUGCAUUGCAUGGCAAGAUCUCUUGUGUGCAAAAACUCCUUGAAGUUGGAGCAAACCUUUUGAUGUUUGAUUCUCUCAACGGAAGAACCUGUUUGCAUUAUGUUGCAUAUUAUGGCCAUUCAGAUUGCCUCCAAGCCCUUCUUUCUUCUGCUCAUUCCAGCCCUGUCGCAGUUUCUUGGUUGGAGAAGAAAGUCUCGCCCAACACUGCUCGUGGUCGGAGAAGAACGUCCAGCCGCCACCAUUUUCUCUCUCCACGAUUCUAG
Molecule: messenger RNA, 294 nt
Organism: Cannabis sativa
Lineage: Eukaryota; Viridiplantae; Streptophyta; Magnoliopsida; Rosales; Cannabaceae
Product: putative E3 ubiquitin-protein ligase XBAT31
Exons: 3
Coding region: 1-294 (97 amino acids)
Molecular function (GO): protein binding
Source: RefSeq, a predicted model, not a curated record